AUGACAUACUUUCAGAAUUUAAAAUUUAAAAAGAACACCUGGGAGAAUCCGUGGGCAAGUAGAAUUGCCUUUGUUUUCUUUGCUUUCUAUCUCUCUCUCUCUCUCUCUCUCUCUCUUUGAUAGUUUCCAUUGUGCGUCACAUUUGAACAAAUUAUUGUCUGAAGUCAUGUGACAUAGGAAGAGGAACUACCUUGAGUGAAACACACACCUACGCCCACAUGAUAAUAUACAUACUCAGCCCAAGCUAGAGACUCAGUCAUAAAAAGAAAGAGGUUACAUCCAAGUAGUGGAACAUUAGUGACAACUAUCAAAGAAGCAAAGUAUCGACUUAAGGAGAAAAAUGAUACAAGAAUAUAUAAAAAUGCAAGUUCUGCUUUUUCUAGCAACAGCCAUGUCUAUCUCAUGUUCCAACACUGUGAGAUCCACUGAGGUGAUUGUGGCCAGUGGCUCAGAUGCAGUGUUGCCUUGUGCAACGUCUCCCUCAAAUGAUCACCAAUCUGCGGUCACCUGGAAAAGAAUUAUUGAAAGUGAAGAGAGGACAGUGUGGCGCAGGGACAAGAGUGGGAUGGAGUUUCGGCCAGUGGGACAAGCACCACAAGUUUACUGUCCGCAUCCGAACUUUCAAAGUUCGGAUUUUAGUCUUCAUAUCAAAGACACAAAAGAGGAGGAUGCAGGAAUGUAUCGCUGCGAGGUGGGACACAGGUUCUUCAAGAAUGUCAUUCUACGGGUUAUAAAAGUGUCCAUAAAUCCUGCUGUGGUAUUCGAGGGUGAUCAGCUGACACUGAGCUGCAGUGUCACGCCACAGACCAGUGUCACAUUAGUAAACUGGCAACUAAAUGGCUCACGAAUUACCAGCCAAAAUACAUUCACUAUCGAUAAAGUUUCUCAGAAGGAUGCAGGAACUUGGAGUUGCCUGAUUAGUAACAAAUCAACAGACGAAAAAGCAUCCAUAUUGGUGCAGGUCAAAGGAAUCCUGGUCCCUAGGGAUAACUCAGAGGUAGUGUAUGCAGAAUUGGGCUCCUCUAUCAACCUGCCCUGCAUCUUCUCAGAUGAAAUUCUCUCAAACAGAGCUUCCUGGAAGAAAGAAUCCAAAAAUCAGCCUGCAUUGCUUCCUGAGUUUUUUAACAUUUCUUACAAUCCUGGCGUUUCCCAGUCCUCCUCAGUGAAGGGGGACAGAUCUGCAUACAUUAAGAGUGUGCAGGAUGGAGACGAAGGCACAUACAAGUGUUUGGGACAGUUGAUGAGAGCCAACAGCAAAAAUGUGGAGGUGGAGAGAACCAUUCAGCUGGUCACCACGCAAGUUCUGAGCUCAUACAGAAAUGGCAAAACAUUCCUGACCUGUCACCUUAGCAGCACAAAUCAAGUCACCAAUUAUGAGUGGCUCUAUGUGGAAUAUGGUGUAAAUGAUUCGCGGACGUUCACCUCUGUCCAAAAUUCAACAUCGAAAUUGCUGAUCGUUCCAAAAGAGAGGCACAUAAGAGAAUGGGUGUGCCGUUUCUAUAACCAACAACAGCUUUUGGGAAAUGUAACUUACCAUUUGCCAAUGAUGAGUGCUUGGGAGGGAGAGCAACAAUCUACAAGUGGAAACAAAGUAGUGAUGAUUAUAGGACUGUGUUUUCUGUUUUUGUUGUUGGUACUUAUUGUGCUUCAGCUGUACAAAAACCAUCGCAGGAGAAAAAUGAUCUUGCAGUAUCCUGCUAUGGAGACAAUUGUCCACCUCGCCUCAAAUCAGCGAGAAUAUAAAGAAAGACUCGAAGUGAGAGAGAAAACCCAGAAUGGUGCAUGUGGUAAAGACCUGAAACCAGUCAGUGUGUAAAUCCAUUGACAAUUUGGUUGUUUCUGAGUUCAACUUCUUAAGAUUAUACUUGCAUUUCUAUUAUAAUUUCACUGUUUAUAUGUGUGUGUGUGUGUGUGUGUGUGUGUGUGUGUGUGUGUGUGUGUGUGUGUGUGAGAGAGAGAGAGAGAGAGAGAGCAAAGAAAAAAAGUAACAAAUACUUUUAGGAAAUUGUAGCAUAUAUUUUCUUACAACUUUUAUUGUCAUAAUACUAAACAUAACUACAAUAAUUUUUUAUGCUGAUAUUUAUGUAUAAUACUGUAAAAACAUAUCAAUAAAGUGCCUAUAUUAUUAUGAAUGUGUAAUUUUUUAAUAAAAAAAAUAUAUAAUAAUAAUAUAAUGAUAAUAAUACUAAUACAUAAUACA
This is a messenger RNA of Silurus meridionalis, 2200 nucleotides long. RefSeq names its product obscurin-like. The transcript is spliced from 8 exons. NCBI's taxonomy places the organism in Eukaryota, Metazoa, Chordata, Actinopteri, Siluriformes, Siluridae. The record is from RefSeq and is a predicted model, not a curated record. Bases 341 to 1816 code for a protein of 491 amino acids. Gene Ontology annotation, biological process: positive regulation of ERK1 and ERK2 cascade; T cell activation; interleukin-15-mediated signaling pathway. Gene Ontology annotation, molecular function: MHC class II protein binding; protein tyrosine kinase binding. Gene Ontology annotation, cellular component: membrane raft; external side of plasma membrane.